Molecule: messenger RNA, 1806 nt
Organism: Beta vulgaris subsp. vulgaris (sugar beet)
Lineage: Eukaryota; Viridiplantae; Streptophyta; Magnoliopsida; Caryophyllales; Amaranthaceae
Product: zinc finger CCCH domain-containing protein 48
Exons: 9
Coding region: 266-1606 (446 amino acids)
Molecular function (GO): metal ion binding; protein binding
Source: RefSeq, a predicted model, not a curated record
AAAAAAAAAAGGUACGAAGGGAAAAUAAAUUUCCUCGAGCGUGCAACUGCCGCAGCUACAACUAAGCAAAUAGAGUAUUUAGUUAUUUACACCGUCGUCUUCUUUGUCCCCUCUCCGGCAAAUUCAUCACUUUCCUAAACUCAACCCAAACAAAAAGGGGGAAAAACUUUUCAUCUCCAAAUCCAAAAAACCCUAAUUUUCUCUCUCCUCUUCAUCUUCUUCCUCCUAAAUCCCCCCAAUUCAAUUUCUAACCCUUCCUAAAAAAAUGGACAUUGAAUCAAACGGCAGCAAUAAACGCGUCUUCCAUGGACUCGGAAACAAACCUCAUCAAAAUCACAAUCAAAAUCAAAGUCAAAAUCAAAUUCAAAAAGUUUGUUAUCACUGGCAAGCUGGAAGAUGCAAUAGAAAUCCAUGUGCGUUUCUUCACAGAGAACUUCCUCCUCCUCCUCUUCCUUCUCAUUCAUCUUCUUCAGCUUCUACUUCCUUCAAUGGCGGAAGUUCUAAGCGGGCCCAUGGGCUGGGCGGUGUCGGCCCAAGAAACGACGGGUUUUCGAGUCGUAAAAACCCUAAUUUUAACAAUACAUGGGGUAGGGUUAGUGGUGGAGCUGGUGCAGGUCCUCCUAAGAAGAUGGAAAGGGUUUGUAAUUACUGGGUUCAAGGGAAUUGUAGUUAUGGUGAUAAUUGUAAAUUCUUGCAUUCUUGGUCUAUUGGUCAUUCCUUUUCACUCUUGACAACUCUUGAGGGCCAUCAGAAGGUUGUAACUGGAAUCACUUUACCAUCAGGGGAUAAGCUUUACACAGGGAGUAAAGACGAGCAUGUCAGGAUUUGGGAUUGUGCAUCCGGACAGUGUGUCAGUGCUAUUCAUCUGGGAGGAGAAAUUGGUUGCAUGAUCAGUGAAGGGCCAUGGGUUUUUAUUGGCUUGCCAAAUAUGGUCAAGGCAUGGAACAUUGAGACAGUCACUGAUAUGAGUCUCAGUGGACCUGCUGGACAGGUUUAUUCUCUGGUGGUGGGUAAUGAUAUGCUCUUUGCUGGCACACAGGACGGGAGUAUAUUAGCCUGGAAAUUCAAUCCAGCUACUAAUUGUUUUGAACCAGCUGCAUCACUUGUAGGGCAUACACAUGCCGUCGUUACAAUGUUUGUUGGAGCUAAUAGACUAUAUUCCGGUUCGAUGGACAAUUCUAUAAGAGUGUGGAAUCUUGAAACACUGCAAUGCAUACAGAUAUUGACGGAGCACACUUCAGUUGUUAUGUCUGUUCUUUGUUGGGAGCAGUUUCUAUUAUCUGCUUCACUGGACAACACAAUAAAGGUGUGGGCUGCUACUCAGAGCGGAAACUUGGAAACAACUUAUACUCAUACUGAAGAGCAAGGAAUUCUCACUCUCUGCGGGAUGUUUGAUUCAGAAGCAAAGCCGGUCUUACUUUGUUCCACUAAUGACAAUUUUGUGCACGUAUAUGACUUGCCAUCGUUUACGGAGAGAGGCAAGAUCAUUUCAAAGCAGGAGAUACGAGCUGUUCAAGCAGGUCCUAGUGGAUUAUUCUUCACCGGUGAUGGGAAUGGUCAAGUGAGGGUAUGGAACUGGUUAAAAGAACCAAAGACGGCUGUGUAACUUAUCUUUUUUUUUGCCAUGGCCCUUAGGGCCACAUAUUUUUCUUUUUCUUUCGAGAAAUUUUUUGCGAGAAGAUAGCUCUGGCCUAUGCUCCUUUGUAAUUGGACAUGGAUUUGGCACAUUUUCAAGUUGUCUUCUACAUUGUUAUGUACUAUUUUGGUCGAAGAAGAGAUUUUUUCUCUAGAGCAGCUUUGCUGGGA